AUGAGUGAGGACAACACAGUAACCAUACUAGACUUGCUUAACCUCUCCUUGGGCACUCCAGAAAUAGGAGCUGUCAACUUUAAUCUUCUUCAUCGUUUUUUACUGGAGUUGGUUAAACAUUUUUCAAUAGCACGAAAACAGAUCGACAUUGCAGAUGAUAUCUGCAUACAAUCUGCCUUGGAAGAGACACGAAUGUUGAGCGGGACAAAGUCGCAGACACAUUUCCUUGGAUACAGCAGUCUCAGUGACCAAGCUGAUGGGAAACGUACGCGUUUGAGUGAAUUGAAAACACGCGAUAGUUCAACAGCGUUCGAUGGUGGGAAACGCGGCAGUGAAAUAAGAUCAAGAGAUAGCAUGAAUGCGUUGGAGAAGCUUGAUACAACUGCGAGUGGGGUGCAAGUCAAGGAUAGCAUCAGUGAAAUAGUGAGACCUGAUGAAGGUGGUAGUCGUACCGGACAAGAUAGAGGAAAAGUGGUAGGAUCAGUCGAGAUUAAAGAUAGUUUGCAAACAAAACGCAGCCCAGGCACAAGCCUUCCGGGACAAGGAAUCGAAAGCAAAGGAAGUAAAGAGAAUUUACAAACAGAAGAAAGCCCCAGUGGCAGUGGUAAAGGACAAGGAUUAGAAGCAAGUGGAAGCAAAGAAAAUUUGCAAACAAAGCACAAUACAGGUAAAAUGAUUAAUUGUGAAAUUACAUCGAAAAUUUUCAACACUGGGCUACGUUAAACUGUAAAACACCUAUGAUAUUAUUAUUAGAUAUCAGCCUUUGUCUAUAAUGUUUUGUAUAAUCAACUGUCUAUUUAUUCAUCUACAGGUGUGAGUCUUGAUGGACAAAUGAAAGAAACAACGGAGAGUAAAGAGAGCUUGCAAACAAAACGUAGUACAGGUGAAAUGAAGAGUGUUGGAGAAGCUGAAUCUGGCCAGAGUACGAGCUCAGAUCAAAAGGGAGUCAAAAGUGCUGACGGGAAGGGAAUCAAAACUGCUGACGAGAAAGAUACAAAAGAAGAAACCAAACAACGCAGUCCAGAUGAGAAAACUCAGUUUAAAACUGAUUCUCCUCUGUCACAAAUAACACAUUCACCACAAUUAGCUUUGCCUAAUCUCGCAGGAAGAUCUGUUUCUUCGGUCACAAAGGAAAGCAAACGUACUUCCCCUGCCUCGAGUAAAACAGAUAUACUCAAACGAAGCUUUUUUGAAAUGGUUCCAGGUCUUUCUCAACUGGAAAGAAAGAUUUCCAUUCUUGAGGCUAAAUUUGAAUCCCUGUCCGCAGCUCCUACUAAUUUGGAAAUCGUCCAACAAGCCCGAGACUUGCAAAGCCGAGACAGCAGUACGACCGCAGCAGGAGAUAUGUGGCAGGCAAUGAAUCUCGUUCGUAGAAUUGAAGUAGCUGAAGGAGCAAUUAACGGUAUCACAGCCAUGUUGGAUGAUAUCAGUGAACAAUUGAAGAAGAUGAAAGAGGAUUCUCCCGAUGGAAAACUUAAAGAACUGUCGAACAAGAUCAAGAAUAUGAGUGAUACAAUGACGGAAAUUGACGGGAAGUUGAAGAAUAUCGUACAUAAAACUGAUUUGAAACCUUAUAUAACAGUGAUGAAGAUGAAUGAGAUGAUGGAAUUUAAACUGAAAAAUUAUCGGCAACUAUCUCCAACAGUCCCAAAGAGCCCUAAGAAAACAUUAAGCAGUAAGCUAGCGCAAACUGAGACGAUAGAAACCAGCAGUCAACCAGCGCAAACCUCUCCGACAAUAAGUAGAGCCCAAACUGCAAAGUCAGAACCGAGCAGCGAUGAACCGGGGAAACCUGUGGAAACACGAACCCAAAGUAGUGAGAAAGCGCAGACGGAGACAACAGCAACUACAACAACAGGAAGUGAUGAACCGGCAGAAAGAACAAGUGAUGAACAACCACAAACUGAGACAACAUCAACAAUAGUAAACGAUGAACAUACGCCAUCGAAGUCACCAACACCAAAUAGUGAACAAGCAGAGCCUGAAACGACUGGAACAACACCAUUUAGUGAAAAAGCGGAAAGCGAACAAGCAGAUUAUGAUGGAACCGCUUGUUCAGAAGUUGAAAGUAUUGGUGCCGCAUCAUUUAGAGCUGAAGAACGAGGUGAAAAGGACGAACGACGCGGUAGUCUUACUACUGAAGCUUUUGAAGAACUUUACAUGACAAUGCAUGAUUGGUCUGACUUCCGCGAAGAAGCUGCUCAGAAAAUACAUGAUCUCGAAGAAUGCUUAUCAAAUACCGUUGAUAAAAAUUCCUGGUCGAAUAUGGAGCAGGAAUUGAAGAACCUGGCAGAGAUUCAACAACAAGUGAAGGAUGAGUUAAACAAACUAGCACAGAUGCAAGACCUUUCACUUCCUAAACCAAUCGCUUCUCAACAAGACCUCAGUCAGUUAGAAACCUCUCUGGAAGGACAAUUACAAGGCUUGGGUAAGAGUUUACAAGAAAUGAAACAAAAUUUCUUCCAGUUGUAUGAAAUGAAAGAAACUGUUGGUGGACUUAAAGAAUCAGAAGAUCAUAUGAAGUCUGAUGUUGAAAAUAUCCGAAAAGAAAUUAUGAAGAUUAUGAAACAACUCGACGAUGAACAAGGUGAGACAUAGUAAGAUAUUUUUGUUGAUUGAAUGUUGUCUAUUAUUAUGACAUGAUUAUGUGUUAAAUCCUAGUGACAGGAUUUAACACACAAUAAACACAUAAUAAACUGUGAUGGUAAUAAACUGAAAAAUGAUUUAAGACUCUCGUUUCCAACGUUUCGAGCGAAGGCACUUCGUUAGGAAAUUAAUCGCUCACUAACAGUGGAGGUCGACUUGGAGUAAGUCUAUGAAAUUAAUAGCCAGUUCUGGUUUGUAGUAGUUCCCCAUAAUUUCUCGUCGAAGGCCUUCGCUGGAAAGAUCGGUAGUUCAAACACAAACCAUCAGAGUUUAUUGAAGAAUUCUACCUACACUGGACAAUCACGUUUGGUUACAUGUACGUUACAGGUCGUGUAAAAGUAGGAGUGAUCCAGGGAAAGUAGUUACUCAUUGUGGAAAAAAUUAUGUGUUUAUAUUCGAGUUUGUUUCUGUGUUAUUUUUACUAAACCUUGCAUUUAAAAAAAACAGGAAUCAUUUUAAGGUACAUCAAAUGACUUCGUAUUCAAUUAUCGGACAACCAGUGUUUCAAUAACCCUCAUAAAUUAAUAAAUUAUUCUCUAUCGUCCAUAAGUGUGAGUGUGAUGUAGUAUUUUAUUCUAUUGCAGAAAGGAGUCUCUAUUUGAAAAUAUUUGUCAAGUAUAUAUACGCCAGUGUAGCUAGCCUGUGUACAGACUGUAGACAGGCUGACGCAAAUUAAUGCAAAACAUUAAAAUAAUUGUAGAACAGAUGUAUACACAACAUAACUGACAGUUUUGUUCAGAGCGGCGCCAAAACUGACAUUAAUAAUAGCCUUUAUAGGACGAGACAUGGACACAGCUGAGUUUUAAUGAUGAAUGUUAUUACGAUUUUCUUUUUGGAUCCGUGGUGCUUAUCGCCAUUAAUUCUCAACAUUUUCCCCUCUAGGAGUAUAAAAUUGUUUAAAGCGAGUAAAAUAACAACGUAAAGGGCGCAUUGGAGCUCAUUGCGGCCUAAUGGGUCAACAAGAGACAUGCAUGGGCGGAUAGACUGGUUAACCAAAUGACGCCCAUGCAACAUCUUCCCCUUCAGGAAUGAUUUUUUGUUAGAGUAAAAUAGUGCUCAUUAUUGCUGUAUAUAGGUUUUGCUAUAUAAUUAGUCGCUGGGGCACUCUGUGCCUCCAGCUACUAUAGGUUUCGGCUUCAUCGCGGAUUGUUGGUCACAAAAUGACCUACGUCAUUUUUUUGUCAAACAUUACGUCAUUACUUUCAGUCGCUGGAUUCAAGAUGGCCGCCUAUUUGGAGCGUAUUUGGAAAUAGUUUCAUCGAUUUUGUGCAUAUUUUCUUCAUUUUUUCGAUGAAACUUAAUAGUUUUCCAUCAGCCAGACUCUAUAAACCGAAAGUCAUCUUAUAUGAGUAAACUUGGAAGGCUGGAAGCCUGAAAUAGACGACAAAAGUUCACAAUUUUCACAAAGUUGGAACUUCGUAAAUUGCAACAAUAUUCUCAAGUUGCUGUUUAUUUGGAUGUAAAUAGAAUCUGCUUAAUGGGACAAGGGUUUAAUAGAGCUUUUUGCCUUGCUGGCAAAUGAUAUUUUAAAAGCUCUCAGGACAGCUGUUAUCUCACAAUAGGUAUUGUACAAUUCAAACACACAGAACAUAUUAAUUUGUAUAAUAGAUAAAUUUGGCAAAGUUAGUUACAUUGUUGCUAUGCAAUUCACAACUUUAAAUAUUCAUGCCUAGUUAGUGUUCUACAGUAGUUCACACAUAGAAUAGAACAGAGGUAACUAAGCAUUUGAUAAGCCCUAUACACUAUAAAAGUCAUUCAUUCAUUCAUGUAGCUAGAUAAUUCUAAAGCUUAGUUAUCUUUGUUCUAUACUCUAUGCUUCAGUACACUAGAACAAUGAUACUUAAGGCUGCAUUCCAGUUACGCGUUUUUCAUAGGUGCGUACACGCACGUAUGAAAAACGCGUAACUGGAAUGCAGCCUUAAGGCAUGCGAUUUAUGUAAAGUUGUGAAUUGGAUAUAACCAAACUUAGACAAAUUUGUUUAUCGUCUAUAGUCCGGGGACUUGUUUGAUGAACUUUGUUUUAAUUUUUCCUUGAAUCCCAUUUUUGACAAAAACAAUUUUAUUAUAUGAACACAUAAACUUAACAAACAAAUAGCAGUCUUAAUCUCAAUCGCAUGCAGCAUAAUAUGCAAUAGCCCCAGCGACUAACGCUCAAUAGAGCGUCUUGUUUGACUUAAAAUGCACCCACAGUUACUCAAAAUAUCAGUUGAGUAAAAUUACUCAAAAUGACUAGAUUUGCUCAUAAAUUUGAGUGAUUUUACUCAAAUUUUAAGUCACUUUGCAUGCAUGGGUGUAUUAUUUUACUCAAGGUUUUAAGUCAAAAUACUCCAGAUAUUUUGCAAUGUAACGUGAUAGAUAAUUUAGAGAAAACUUCGUCCUAUACCGAUGCAUAUGAAUGUAUUUUUUAACUUGCUUAGUGAAAAGGUUAGUCCCUGUGUUUGUUGUGAAAAUCUGUAAGGAUUUUAGGAGAUGCCCAAGGAUAUGUGUGCUUCCAGUAGGCCAUUUCCAAAUUACGGUUAAAUGCUCACAGACAGUAGACAACGAGUAUCCCCAUUCGCAGGUUGGGUCCAAUUUGCGAACGGGUUUAUAUAACUGAGUGGGGGCCAAAGCCCAUUUUGCCCAUCCCCAGUCAAAGUCCUUUUCUCUAAAAUAUGAGCAAAAACAUUGGAAGAAAAAUGGAAUUUAGAAGGGGUUUGAUAUUCUAGUAACUGAAAUUUACUUUGUGAAUCUUAUAUCCCGUCUCUUGUCUUCAAAUGAUUCAAUGUCUGUGGCAAUUGAUACACCAGGCGGAAAUCUUAUUUUAAAGAUAUUUAUAGUUAUAUAUAUUUACAAAAUAAUGGUUUAAUAUUACAAAAACGGUUAGUAGUUUGAAAGAACAAAUGAAUACAAAGAAAGGAAAAGAACUUGUCAGUAACUAUAGUUAAUAAGUAAAGAUUAAUGUUAAGUGCAUCGUUAGUAUAGUUAAGGUUAAUAUUACAUAACUAAAAUAACUCAAGAGGGGUAGAUCUAAUAUUAGCAUUAAGGACAGGGUUAAGUUGAGAUAUUAUAUAAUAGGCUUUCACGGAUAAGAAGAUCCCACUCAGAAUUAGUGCCUGAUGAUAGGAUUUUGAAAUCAGAAGCGGAGACUGGGUGUUUGUGCAUGUGUUUGUGAGCGAGUAUACUAGACAGACACAUGAUUGAGAAAAGUCAAAGGCGAGACUCCCAUAAGUCAUAACAUACUAACAUACCAUUAGAUGAGACUAUUACUAACAUACCAUUAGAUGAGACUAUUAGUAUAAUUGUUAAUAAGUGUUUCUAUAAUACCUCACGCUUUCAUGGUUUCACAGUUGAUCAAUUGACUCGACUUCUUAACUUAACUGUAAAGAAUUGUCAUUUUCUAUUUGAUGGUGUUCUUUAUAAGCAGGUUGAUGGUGUUGCAAUGGGUUCACCACUUGGUCCACUGUUUGCUAACAUCUUUCUAUCAUUCCAUGAAAAAUCUUGGUUAGCUGACUGCCUUUCUAACUUUAAACCUUUGUUUUAUCGUCGUUAUGUUGAUGAUUGUUUUCUGAUCUUUCAAUCUCGUGAUCAUGUGCUUCCCUUCCUCUCUUAUCUCAAUUCCAAACAUUCAAAUAUUCAAUUCACACAUGAACUUGAAAACAAUUCUUCGCUCCCUUUUCUUGAUGUUAAUGUAAUGCGUUCAAACGGCUUAUUCACGACCUCAGUCCAUCACAAAUGCACUUCAACUGGCUUAUUCACAAAUUUUGAUAGCUUUAUUCCAAUGAUGUACAAAAUGUCAAAAAAGGUCUUCUUUUCUCUCUUAUAUCUCGAUAUUCCAAUAUUUGUUCUUCUUACAUAUCUUUCCAGUCUGAAAUGGAAAAUUUUAAGAAAACCUUUUCUUCCAAUGGUUAUCCUAAAGCACUUAUAGAUAGUUGCAUUAAGACAUUUCUUGACAGGAUUUACAACACCAAGCACGUAUAUGCAUGCAUGUAUAACCAGAUUGUCAAACUCUGGAACACUAUUUGCAAAACAGCUCCUGUACAUGGCUUUCCCAACAUCUCAUCAUUUAAAGAAUUACUCAAACAAACAUAUCUAUAUUAUAAACUUUAUUCAAUGCAUCCUUUGAUAUAGAUAUGCCGUGAACAUGAUGGACACUGUCUCGUGACUGUCCAUUGGUUUUACACACUGUAUAAUUUACUAUAUGUAGUCUCAUGUUGACCUAUGUUAUGUUAACGUUUUAUUUUAACGGAAAGGCGCAUGGCCAUGGGUACUUCAGUCCUGUUCGCGCCUUUGCCGACUGGUUAUUUUUAAAAUGUAUUUGUACAUAUUUGUAAAUAUUAACCAAUAAAGUUGUUAAAUAAAUAAGUGAUAUUGUAACACUGUAUAUACAAAAAUCUGUUUCAGAAAACACAUGAAAUGUCCAAUAGGAGUGGAAAAAUCCAACAUUUUCUGGAGCUCGAGGACCCCAGACUCACUUACUAUGAUAUACGACACCACACUAUAGUAUGGCCCCUUUCUGUAGAUGCUCCCCCCUCCCCACGGACGAAUUCUUAAAAAAGGUCCAGAAAAAUGCAACACUAAGUCCUCUAGUAGGAAAUCUUUCUAUUACCAAACAUAUAAUUUCUCUCAAAAUAAAUGAAAACGCGCAUGUUUUUUUACCAAGUAAAAUAUAUAUAAAAAUAAAACUAUAAAUUAUUUUUACCGUUACUCAGAGGUACGAAAGGCUUUUGCAAGUGCUGUUGGUCGCAAACACUCGUUUGGUGCUGGUGACAGCGAGGAAUUUCAUCACAUUCGUUCCAGCUUACUGGAAAUGAAGAAUGACAUUGACAAACAUAACACUGCAAUGUCACAACUUGUCGAUGAUCAAAACAAGAAACAACUUCACCUCGAAGCUUUAUAUGGUCAUGUGGAUCAACUGGAGAACAUCAAGGCAGAUAGACAACAAAUCAAUCGCGAGAUUGAAGUGAAAGCUGAUCGGAAAGAAUUGGAGAAAAAAGUCAGUCAAGAUAAGUUUCAUAACAGUCUGAGCUGUUUGGAUCAAUCCGUGCAAGAUCUUGUUGAAAAGUUGGUUGGACAUGUGAGUAGAUUUUUCAUAGAUUUGCUGCUCCGAGUCUCUCUUUAUUGUGUCGUUUUGUGCAGCAUACUAUUAUGUUGUUUGCAUUUCAUACAGGAUUACAUUUCUGAAAAGAAUUCAGUUUAAUUGCUUAAUGUCUGGUUUCCAUAUUAGAUGGCAAAGGUCGCAUCGCAUGAGGUGAAGUAACGACUUCACCCAACCACAUAACCUGCAUCGAUACAAGAGAUGUAGUGACUUCACCCAACCACAUAACCUGCAUCGAUACAAGAGAUGUACUACUAUCAUGCCAUUUUCUUAGGUGUAGUUUUCUCUACUUGAAUUUGCAGGAAGCAACAUUGAAGCAAGCAAUUAACCACAUCACUUCAGAUGUCAACUCCAAAUUGGAUAAGAUGGACAUGGAUACAGUGAAGGAUUAUUUUGAGGGAAGGCUGAAAGAUCUUAAUUCCAAAGUACAACGAAAACCGAAUGAAGACAAAUCCCAAGCUGCUGCAAGUCGUUGUAUGUUACUACAACCUGCAAACUGUAUCUCAUGUGAUAGACCAGUACAUCUGUACCGUGAAGGCACUAAGUUACCCUCAUUACCCUUGAAUAAGCCACUACCUCACGGCAAGUCCAUGUCAUUUGAUCUCAGUAAUAUGCGACAGAAAAUGUAUGACGUACAUAAUCCACGUGGGAAAGACCAAACUGAGUCAUUGGGUCAGGCUAAAGUUCAAAAUGAACUGCUAAAACUGGGGUAAGGUGCAUCUUAAUUAUGAUGUAUCUCAAACGUGGGGGGUCCAGUAUAGGUAGAAUAUAUCCCAAAAUAUCUCAGUUGAGACUUGAGUGUUUGGUUCCAGUGAAGUGUCUUGAAGUUAGAAAGUCCGUCAUCUGGAAAUUAGAAACGUCAAAGUUCUUUUUAUAUUUUUUCUUGUCCUCAGUAGAUCCUUCAAGCAAGCUCGUGAUGAUAAUUCUACCAAUAGCUACUCGACGUCCUGCGAUUUUUUGAAAUUGAAAAUUUCUCUCCUUUCAACGUAAAAUUGCAAAGUGUAACACACCCCUGCAAUCGUCGUCGAGUCUAGCAACAUUUUUAUAAUUGUUGCAGGAAACGUUGCACAAAGUAGAAUCAGGUUCCCACAACAAAUGUGUUGCGAGACUUGACGAUUGAAGAGGGUGUUACUGUGUCGCAGCAAAAUUGCGAGACAAGUUUUUUUAAUGAGACUAAUUUACCGGCGAUUUUAGACGCCUCCGUGUCAUACAAACUGAUAAACCAAUUGUGAAGCAAUUUUAAUUAACCAGAGUGUUUUGAGAAAUCAAUGGACCAUUUGCAUUAUAGACUAAAUUUUGAUCUAGACAAGUCUAGACAAAAAUGUCAUCACAAGUUUAAAAAGCAUCACAAAAUUAGUAAUAUUCCAAAGUUUCGUUGCGAAAUGUUGUAAAAUGCGGAUAAUAUAGCCUUGCAAAAUUUGCAACUUUCAGUCAUUUUGUAUUACAAACGGGAAAUUGAUGCCCCAACACCCGCAAACUUCGCAAGGCUAUGGGCCAUUCCAUUUAAUAUACACACCCCCCUGUGGACGAAAAUUUCCGAGGGGGGUUGAAAAAGCCGUCUCCGAGGGGUUGUGUGCAUCGGCAUCCUUUGAUCUUUGCGUUUUUUCCGAGGGGUAAGGCAAAAAUUUCUUAAUUUCUGAAGGGGUGUUUGUGUCGGCACUUUGAUCUUUUUUUCUUAGGGGUUCAAAUUUUAUUGACUUCGUCCACAGGGGGGUGUGUACAUUAAAUGGAAUGGCCCUAUGUUAUCCGCAUUUUACAACAUUUCGCAACGAAACGUUGGAAUUUUACUAAUUUUGUGAUGCUCUUUCAACCUGUGAUGAAAUUUUUGUCUAGAUCAAAAUUUAGUCUAUAACGCAAAUGGUCCAUUGAUACCAUUCAUUUCUUUCAGAGCGAUCAAAGAAGGUGAUGAUUUCCCAGAAGUAGCUAACCGUCCUUGCGGAGGUAACCACACUCUCACAUGCCCAGAGAAACGUACCACCAUACGUGUAAACAAAGCAUAUCGAGAAGACUUACAUUUCAUCGCACAACUCUCUCAGAAAGAUCUCAGCAUCGUUGAUAUUCUUGGAUAUGAUGGUCAUGUUUAUAAAGGUCACGUGAAUCAACUGCCUUCAAUUCCCGAAGUUCCAAAAAACACAAUAGCAGGUCGGCCCACCACUAGCUCAGGCCGUCCGCGCACAAGCAGUCCUAUAUAG
Paramuricea clavata is the source of this 9912-nucleotide messenger RNA. NCBI's taxonomy places the organism in Eukaryota, Metazoa, Cnidaria, Anthozoa, Malacalcyonacea, Plexauridae. The record is from the annotation of a GenBank genome assembly.